GUUAUGUUUUGUGAGGUAAAAGUGUAAUUGUAAACCACGUAAAGAAGAUAUUACAUAGCAUACCCUUUCGGUGGCUUCAAUUAUUCUCUCACUCUCUUUAUUCUUCUUUUUGUCACUGAUAAGUUGCAACAAUGGAAUCAGUUGUUGCUCUUUUGCUUCACCUUUCAAAUCUGCAAUUCAUCAAAAGCUGCAAUUUCUGACUUCUUUUCCCUUCUUUUCCUUUGUGUUUUUGACUCACAAUCCAUGGCAUUUAAUGCUUUCCUUGGCUGCUGGUACCCGUACCUCCUUUUUUCAAACUUCUAACCCGCCCGUGAGACUAAAUAUCAGAUGGUGGUUGGUUCUUUGGGAACCAUUCGCGUCUGUUCUGUUCGCUGUCAAUGGCUAUUGAUGUGUGUUCGGAGAUUUCUAGUGCAGGAAUCAGCCCUCGGAUCUCCUUCUCGCACGAUCUCAAUCAAACAUCUGAUGCUGCAUCCGCUGAGCGAAGAUUAGACUUGUCGCUCUUGGAUUCUGAUUUCGAUUUCUGCAUUGGUGGUACUAAUUUUGUUCAAGAAUUGUCUUCCGCUGACGAGCUCUUCUCGAAUGGCAAGAUCCUUCCGAUCGAAAUCAAGAAAUCAAAAGAAAUCACUCCGAACCAGCCUGAUCAUUCUACUCCUCUGAUUCCGACUAUAGAGACUACUACUGCAGAGAAGAAAAGACUCAAGGAAUUCUUGUCUGCAAAUCCUGAUGAAGACGAAAGGCCUCAAUCGAAAUCGUUCUGGCAAUUCAACCGAAGCACCAGUCUCAAAUGCGAUAGUACACGCAAUAAAAGCCUGAUUCGGUCUUUAUCGUUUCUCUCGAGAAGCAAUUCGACCGGUUCGGUGCCAAAUCCGAAACAAACCACAGUGUCAAAGGAUUCGCAGAGACCGCAAUUUCAAAGACAAAAGUCUGCUCCGAGUAGAAGGCAAUCAUCAUCAUCGGUGUCCAGUUCUGGUACAUUUUAUUCAUACAAUUCGAAGAAGAAUACAGGAUCUUACAAUGGGAAUGGAAUUAAAAUUAGUCCUGUUCUGAAUCUGCCACCCCCAGACACUUGCAUAGGAACAAUGACUAGUCUUUUUGGGCUUGGUUCACUGUUCUGUAGUGGUAAGGUUAAAAAGAAGAAGAGAUGGAUUUGAAGUUAUUUUAUCUUACUCAAUUAUCAUGUACAGUUGGGUUGAGCUGUCUGUCAUUUUGUUUCUUGAGUUCACAUCAUGUUUCUUGGUUUGGUGAACAAUUUCUGCUUCAAAGGUUAAAGCUA
Molecule: messenger RNA, 1273 nt
Organism: Tripterygium wilfordii
Lineage: Eukaryota; Viridiplantae; Streptophyta; Magnoliopsida; Celastrales; Celastraceae
Exons: 1
Coding region: 378-1151 (257 amino acids)
Source: RefSeq, a predicted model, not a curated record